ACCUGGCUCCGCCCGCCCUCGGCGAGCCGGGCAGGGCGGCGGCCUCUGCGGCCCCGGCGCUGCGGAACCGGCGGAUCUAGGAGCAGACCGCGAGUGUAGACGCGGGGGCGGAGCUCGGGCGCGCGGACCAGCUGCGGGGCCGCGCAGGGAGAGGACGUGAGCGCUGGCCGCGGCCUGCGAGCACCAUGCAGAAGGGCAUCCGGCUCAACGACGGCCACGUCGCUUCCCUGGGGCUGCUGGCGCGCAAGGACGGCACGCGCAAGGGCUACCUGAGCAAACGGAGCGCCGACAACACGAAAUGGCAGACCAAGUGGUUCGCGCUGCUUCAGAACCUGCUCUUCUACUUCGAGAGCGACUCGAGCUCACGGCCCUCGGGGCUGUACCUGCUGGAGGGCUGCGUGUGCGACCGCGCGCCCUCACCCAAGCCGGCACCCUCGGCCAAAGAGCCGCUGGAGAAGCAGCAUUACUUCACGGUGAACUUCACCCAUGAAAACCAGAAGGCCUUGGAGCUGAGGACAGAGGAUGCAAAGGACUGUGAUGAGUGGGUGGCAGCCAUCGCCCAUGCCAGCUACCGCACACUGGCCACCGAGCAUGAGGCACUGAUGCAGAAGUACCUGCACCUCCUGCAGAUCGUGGAGACUGAGAAGACAGUGGCCAAGCAGCUGCGGCAGCAGAUCGAGGAUGGGGAGAUCGAAAUUGAGCGGCUGAAGGCAGAGAUUGCUUCCCUACUGAAGGACAAUGAACGCAUCCAGUCCAGCCAGACUGUCACCCCCAAUGAUGAUGACAGUGACAUCAAGAAGAUUAAAAAGGUGCAGAGCUUCCUGCGAGGCUGGCUAUGCCGGCGGAAGUGGAAGACCAUCAUCCAGGACUACAUCCGCUCACCCCAUGCAGACAGCAUGCGCAAGAGAAACCAGGUGGUUUUCAGCAUGCUGGAGGCCGAGGCUGAGUACGUGCAGCAGCUGCACAUCCUCGUCAACAACUUCCUGCGCCCACUGCGCAUGGCGGCCAGUUCCAAGAAGCCACCCAUCACACAUGAUGAUGUCAGCAGCAUCUUCCUGAACAGUGAAACCAUCAUGUUUCUGCACCAGAUCUUCUAUCAGGGCCUGAAGGCCCGCAUCUCCAGCUGGCCCACACUGGUCCUGGCGGACCUGUUCGACAUCCUGCUGCCCAUGCUCAACAUCUACCAGGAGUUUGUGCGGAACCACCAGUACAGCCUGCAGAUCCUGGCCCACUGCAAGCAGAACCGUGACUUCGACAAGCUGCUGAAGCACUAUGAGGCCAAGCCCGACUGUGAAGAGAGGACACUGGAGACCUUCCUCACCUACCCCAUGUUCCAGAUCCCCAGAUACAUCCUGACACUGCAUGAGCUCCUGGCCCACACUCCCCACGAGCACGUGGAACGCAACAGCCUGGACUAUGCCAAGUCUAAACUGGAGGAGCUGUCCAGAAUAAUGCACGACGAAGUCAGUGAGACUGAGAACAUCCGGAAGAACCUGGCCAUCGAGCGCAUGAUCAUUGAGGGCUGUGAGAUCCUUCUGGACACCAGCCAGACCUUCGUGAGACAAGGUUCCCUCAUCCAGGUGCCCAUGUCUGAAAAGGGCAAGAUCACCAGGGGGCGCCUGGGCUCACUGUCCCUGAAGAAAGAGGGUGAGCGGCAGUGCUUCCUGUUCUCCAAGCACCUCAUCAUCUGCACCAGAGGCUCUGGCGGGAAGCUGCACCUGACCAAGAAUGGAGUCAUCUCUCUCAUCGACUGCACAUUGCUAGAGGACCCGGAAAGUGCGGAAGAGGAAGCCAAAGGAUCUGGACAAGACAUAGACCACUUGGAUUUUAAGAUUGGGGUGGAGCCCAAGGAUUCCCCGCCCUUCACAGUCAUCCUGGUGGCCUCAUCCAGGCAGGAGAAGGCAGCGUGGACGAGUGACAUCAGCCAGUGCGUGGACAAUAUCCGGUGCAACGGGCUCAUGAUGAACGCCUUUGAGGAAAACUCCAAGGUCACCGUGCCACAGAUGAUCAAGUCUGAUGCCUCCCUGUACUGUGAUGACGUUGACAUUCGCUUCAGCAAGACCAUGAACUCCUGCAAAGUGCUGCAGAUCAGGUACGCCAGCGUCGAGAGGCUGCUGGAGCGGCUCACUGACCUCCGCUUCCUGAGCAUCGACUUCCUUAACACCUUCCUGCACUCCUACCGCGUCUUCACCUCUGCCGUCGUGGUCCUGGACAAGCUCAUCGCCAUCUACAGAAGGCCCAUCAGUGCAAUCCCUGCCAGGUCCCUGGAGCUCCUGUUUGCUAGCGGCCAGAACAACAAGCUCCUGUACGGCGAACCCCCCAAGUCUCCUCGAGCCACCCGGAAGUUCUCCUCCCCGCCACCCCUGUCCAUCAGCACGUCCUCACCCAGCCGCCGGCGGAAGCUGUCCCUGAACAUCCCUAUCAUCACAGGCGGCAAGGCCCUGGACCUGGCCGCCCUCAGCUGCAGCUCCAACGGCUAUACCAGCAUGUACUCAGCCAUGUCACCUUUCGGCAAGGCUACACUGGACACCAGCAAGCUCUAUGUGUCCAGCAGCUUCGCCAGUAAGAUCCCGGACGAGGGUGAAACAACCCCAGAGAGACCUGAAGAGCUCUCAGCCCUCAACAAGCAGACCACCGAAGUCUCCGUAAGAGAAGAGUCAGAUAUUGAUCAGAACCAGAGCGAUGAGGGCGAUACUGAGACAUCACCAACCAAAUCUCCAACAACACCAAAAUCAGUCAAAAGCAAAAACUCUUCAGAAUUUCCACUCUUCUCCUACAACAAUGGAGUCGUGAUGACCUCCUGUCGUGAACUGGACAAUAAUCGAAGCGCCCUGUCAGCCACCUCCGCCUUUGCCAUAGCAACCGCGGGUGCCAAUGAGGGCACUCCAAACAAAGAGAAGUACCGGAGGAUGUCCUUGGCCAGCGCAGGUGUGCGGGCAUCUCUGCUCCCUGGUCCUUCCGACGUGGCCCCUCGGUGGGCCUGUGGCGGGCGGGGACCUGCUAGGACCCCUGCAGAGCUCCCUGCUUCAGCCGAUCACUCUUGCUCACGGGACACGGAGCUUCCCACAUCAUUAUUUGGACUUUUGCCCCCUUCAGCUCCUGGAGGCUUCCCCCCUGACCAGAGGAACGGAGACAAGGAAUUUGUCAUCCGAAGAGCGGCCACCAACCGCGUGCUGAACGUGCUCCGCCACUGGGUCUCCAAGCAUGCUCAGGACUUUGAGACCAACAGUGAGCUCAAGUGCAAGGUGAUCAGUUUCUUGGAAGAGGUCAUGCACGACCCUGAGCUCCUGACACAGGAGCGGAAGGCUGCAGCCAACAUCAUCAGGACUCUGACCCAGGAGGACCCAGGCGACAACCAGAUCACGCUGGAGGAGAUCACACAGAUGGCGGAAGGUGUGAAGCCCGAGCCCUUUGAGAACCACUCAGCCCUGGAGAUUGCAGAGCAGCUGACCCUGCUGGACCACCUUGUCUUCAGGAAGAUUCCUUACGAGGAGUUCUUCGGACAGGGCUGGAUGAAGCUGGAGAAGAACGAGAGGACCCCAUACAUCAUGAAGACCACCAAGCACUUCAAUGACAUCAGCAACUUGAUUGCUUCUGAAAUCAUCCGUAAUGAGGACAUCAGUGCACGGGUGAGCGCCAUCGAGAAGUGGGUGGCUGUGGCCGACAUCUGCCGUUGUUUACACAACUACAACGCCGUGCUGGAGAUCACUUCUUCCAUGAACCGCAGCGCAAUCUUCCGCCUCAAAAAGACAUGGCUCAAAGUCUCUAAGCAGACAAAAGCCUUGAUUGAUAAGCUGCAAAAGCUUGUGUCAUCAGAGGGCAGAUUUAAGAAUCUCAGAGAAGCUCUGAAAAACUGUGACCCACCCUGUGUCCCUUACCUGGGGAUGUACCUCACCGAUCUGGCCUUCAUUGAGGAGGGGACCCCGAACUACACGGAGGACGGCCUGGUCAACUUCUCCAAGAUGAGGAUGAUAUCCCACAUUAUCCGAGAGAUUCGCCAGUUCCAACAAACUGCCUACAAAAUCGAGCACCAAGCAAAGGUAACCCAGUAUCUAUUGGACCAGUCUUUUGUGAUGGACGAAGAAAGCCUCUACGAGUCUUCUCUCCGAAUAGAACCCAAACUCCCCACCUGAAGCUGCCAACCAGAUCCAGCCGCUCAUGUGGACACGUGCUAUAUGAUAGUGUACAUAUUUGUUUGUUUCUCUGGAUUUUCCUCUUCACUAUGUGCUUCUCCAAGACUACAGAUCUGUUCUCGUUCUUAGAUUUCCUGUAGACCCGGAAUAUGAAUUUCUGCACCGUCUCAGACUCUGCCCCCUGCAGUGCCUGUUUCUUUGAACAGCUGUCCUCUCAAUCUGUCCUCCAGACCCACAGGGAGGCAGCACCCGUGCCGACAUGAGUCUUCGGCUCCAGUCCUGCUUUGCCCUCCCUACCCAGUGCCCAGGUCGUGACUACCCUGGGCAUCCUCCCAGCAUGUUCCAUGUAGCUGUUAGAAUGGGUGGGUGGGGGGAGGUGGGAGGGGGAAGCCAUACCCUCGAGUCCAAUCAUUGACAGCUCUUCCUGCUGACAGCGAUGCCAGUUUCCAAAGCAGCUUUUUCAGCCAAAAUUGCAGGUCUCCCAGUAAGCUGCCUCCUGGUAAGCUGGCUGGAAGGGAGUCCUCUGCCGAGGCUGCCACCCCAGUACCACGUCGCUCCUUGCUGUACAAUUCAUGCCAGAUCGCAUGAAAAGCAGUCUCCAUAGAGUGGACAGGUCCCAGAACUUCCCGAGGAAAAUGGAGUCACAACACCAAGUCAUGGCAACCUUUGCCAGCUGCUGCCCAGCACUCACUGGAAGUCAGAACAAAAACAUGUCACUUUUCCUCCUCUUUGAGGCACCUGACAGUCACUACAAGCUUACAUUGAGAUGCUCUAAGUAUGUACACCUUGUGAUAAUUAGUACCACACUGUAGAAUUAGGAAAUCAAUAACCAAGUGUUUUUAUUGCAUAUACUGUAGUCCUGUCUAAACGCCUUCUAGCAGGAAUAUAGUACUGUAGUGCUUAUUCUGUGAAUAUUACCAUGUAUUUUUUACAUUGUACAGUAUAGAGAACACAGGUCCACUCAGAAGUGGCAGGCAUGCUCCACUCCGACAGACAACUUUUGCUGUAAGCAAUACCUAGUGGUAUGAGAAUUCUAUUUCAAGUCCUAAAAUAUUUCAACUUACAGCUUGUUUGGAAAAAAGAAAUUUCCACUUUUGUAAACAUAUGUUUCCUGAUUACCUCUUGCUAAUAAAUCUAUUCUAUCUCAGGGUGAGCA
Molecule: messenger RNA, 5289 nt
Organism: Heterocephalus glaber (naked mole-rat)
Lineage: Eukaryota; Metazoa; Chordata; Mammalia; Rodentia; Bathyergidae
Gene: Rasgrf1
Product: Ras protein specific guanine nucleotide releasing factor 1
Biological process (GO): Ras protein signal transduction
Cellular component (GO): plasma membrane
Molecular function (GO): guanyl-nucleotide exchange factor activity
Source: RefSeq, a predicted model, not a curated record